This is a messenger RNA of Columba livia (rock pigeon), 2578 nucleotides long. RefSeq names its product zinc finger protein 783-like. The transcript is spliced from 6 exons. Gene Ontology annotation, biological process: regulation of transcription by RNA polymerase II. The coding region runs from base 74 to 2245 and encodes 723 amino acids. Gene Ontology annotation, molecular function: DNA-binding transcription factor activity, RNA polymerase II-specific; RNA polymerase II cis-regulatory region sequence-specific DNA binding. NCBI's taxonomy places the organism in Eukaryota, Metazoa, Chordata, Aves, Columbiformes, Columbidae. The record is from RefSeq and is a predicted model, not a curated record.
GGCGGGAGGGCGGCCCGGGGGCGGUGGCGGCGGCUGCCCGGGGGCGGCCGGCCCUGCCCGCCCGGCCGGGGCCAUGGCGGAGCUGCACGCCCGCCUCGAGGAGCUGGAGCAGCGGCUGGAGCGGGUGGAGGCGGCGCUGCGGGCCGGGCCGCCCUGGGCGCUGCGGCUGCCGGCGGUGCCGGUGACGUUCGAGGACGUGGCGGUGCAGUUCAGCGCCGAGGAGUGGGCGAGCCUGGACGACGAGCAGAAGGACCUGUACAGGACGGUGAUGGAGGACAACUACGCGUCGCUGGUGUCCGUGUACUGUGCCCUGUCCAAGCCUGAACUCUUGUCUCGGAUCGAGAGAGGAGAAGAGCCGUGUGCGCCAGUGGAGCUGGACCUGGAGGGAGCCGGCGUGUCCCCAGAGCCGCCCAAAGAGACGCUGCUGCCCUGUGCGCCUGGGAGCGGGGACGCACACCCCUGCGCUUGCAGCGCUGAGCUCCCAGCUGGCUGCUCCUCCCCAGAGCCAGGCCGGCCACGCUGCACGCGCCACGAUGUCCUGCUGGAGAUGACAAAGGAGCCUUGUGAGGGGAGCUGUAGGGACCCGGAGAGAAGCAGGAGCCUGGCGGUCACAGCGAACUGCGGCACACCACACGUCCCUCGCGAAGCCGCCGCUGUCCCGGCAGAUCUCAGCCAGCCCAUCCCGUCGCCCUCCUGCCCUCUCUCCACAUGUUAUCGUGAAGCGGUGAAUCUGAACUCGUCUUCAUCGCCUCCCCCAGCAGCAGCAGGUGCUGAGGUGGGGAUCCCAGUGGAGGUACCGCGGGAGGAGAUUGCUGCGGAGAAGGCGGCAGUGCCUGAAACACCCUCGAAAGGUCUGGAAGAGGAGGCUGUGAAAGAUUCAGGGGAUGAUGAUGAGGCUCUGGUGGCAGAUGUUCCCAAAGAGCUGCGUAAGGAGGUGAUACCAGAUGCCUGCAGAGCAAUGGCACAGGCAGAGCCCAGCUGCACGGUCACCUCCCCGGGACAGCCUCUGGAGUCCCCAGGGGAGCCCGUGGAGUCCUUUGAAGAGCCUGUGGAGUCCCUGGGACCGUCCGUGGAGUCCACAGCAGAGCACACAGGGUGCCCAGGAGAGCCCGUGGAGUCCCUGGAAGAGCCCGUGGAGUCCCCGGUAGAGCCUGUUGAGUCCCCAGGAGAGCCCACGGAAUCCACGGCAGAGCCUGUGGAGGCCCUGGGAGUGCCUGUGGAGUCCCCGGCAGAGCCAGUGGAAUGCCCAGGAGAACCCGUGGAGUCCUUGGAAGAGCCCGUGGAGUCCCCUGGAAAGGCCAUGGAGUCCCUGAGAGAACCCAUGGAGUCCUUGGAAAAGCUUACAGAGUCCCCGGCAGAACCCAUGGAGUCCCCAGGGGAACCCAUGAAGUCACCAAAAGAGCCCGUGGAGUCCUCGGCAGAGCCCAUGGAGUGCCCAGGGGAACCCAUGAAGUCACCAAAAGAGCCCGUGGAGUCCUCGGCAGAGCCCGUGGAGUCCCCAGGGGAACCCAUGAAGUCACCACGGGAGCCCGUGGAGUCCUCGGCAGAGCCCGUGGAGUCCCCGGCAGAGCCGGUGCACGGUUCCUGCGUGGGCCGGCCCGCCGCCUGCCAGCGAAACUCCACCCGGGAGAAAUGCUACUCCUGCCCCGUGUGCCAGAAAAACUUCCUGCUGAAGAUCAACCUCACCAUCCACCAGCGGAGCCACAGCAACUGGCCGCCCUACAUCUGCGUGCACUGCGACCAGAGCUUCAUGUCCAAGGCGAAAAUCCGGUGUCACCUGCGGGUGCGGGCGGCCGAGGGGUUCUGCCAGCUCUCGGAGGCGGAGGAGAGCUCCAGCCAGGGCCCGUGCCCUGACCGCCAGCCCCACGACCCCGGCACGGACCACGGCACGGCCUGGGAGAAGCCCAGCCCCAGCAGGUACCCGCUGUCCCCGGGGAAAAUGAUGUACACGUGCAACGAAUGCAUGGAGAACUUCUCCAGCCAGAGCUUUCUGAUCCUGCACCAGCGGCGCCACACCAAGCGCCACCGCAUCCUCUGUCCCUGCUGCAACAGGAGCUUCACGUGGGCCUCGGACUUCGUGCGGCACCACUGGACGCACACGGGCGAGCGGCCCUACCAGUGCGGCGUCUGCCAGAAGACGUUCAAGCGGCGCUACCAUCUCAACGUGCACCAGAGGACACACGUGCGGCAGCAGAGGCUGUACCCCCGCGAGGACAAGCCGCCCGUGCCGGCCGCUCUCGUUUAGGCACAGACAGGACAGGGGGAGCGGGAACUGCGGCAGAGUGGGGGGAAGGCGGGAGGUGGCAUCCCGGGGACAGGGGGGUGCUGUUGGACCUUCUCCAUGACCACGGUCCCCAGUGGGUCAGGUGAAAGCUGGAGCACGGGCAGGGCUACCCCGAUCCCCCUGCCCUGCCAUGGGGCUGGUGACACCCGGCCCUCCCGUGCACACCCUCGCAGUGGGGGUCACUCUUUGUUCCCGGGUCCUGGUCGGGGGGACAGCCGGAGCGGAACCGGGUGCUGCUGUGACGGAGGACUCGUCCUUAUUCUGGAGAGCGCCAAUAGAUGCUGUAGAAGUCAA